Messenger RNA from Linum trigynum, 3331 nucleotides. Lineage: Eukaryota; Viridiplantae; Streptophyta; Magnoliopsida; Malpighiales; Linaceae. The record is from the annotation of a GenBank genome assembly.
AUCCAAUCCAAUUUUUGGUCCUUUUAUUUCCGAAAAUACCGGACUGGAACCAGAUCAAUUUGGUCCAAUUUAACUGGACCGGACCGUAUAGCCACAUUAUUAUGUCCAACUAUAGCGGUCAUGUGUAAAUUUGGGUCAACUAUAGAUGAGUAGAAAUAUGAAUGAUGAGUAGUAAUCUUAAUACGAGAGAUAUAUUGUUUAGGUGUUAGAUAUUGAUUAUUGUACGAUUAUGUUGACAAACUUUUCACAUGUUCGGAGCUUGCAUUUAUUUGUAUAUCAUGAAAUUUAUAGUUUAGAGGCUACAAACAUUAUUUGGUUGUUGUAACUUGUAAAGAUAGAGAUGUAAUUUAUGUCAAUAACAUUAGUUGAUGAGCAAGCACACCACAUUCUUCUUUACUCCAAGAAAAGAUAAUCUAGUGAUGUACAAGUUCAUGAAUAUGCUCAAAGGCUCUUGACUCGAGUUUGUCAUUGAUUCUUAUCGAUUUUGUUCAAUGUUAGUGAACCCACAUACGUGAUUGGGAGAAUCAAGCUAUGUCAAACGAUACAGAGGCCAUGAACACCAACUUGUACCCUUAGUGUUACCCGGAGCUUUGCCAGAACAACCAUAAACCACGACUCCUAAUCUCGAUCAUCUCCUCUAUCUCAACAGUAUUAACCUUGAAUAUCUUGGCCUUAAGCCCCAACCUAGAACAUUUGGCCUCAAUUCUCGAUCGCAUUUUCGUCAACAAUUUCAACCAUACAAAUCCAAGUAUACACCCCUAGUUAGGCCACUACUCAACACCCUCAUCGGCUACAAUACUACUCGACUCCCUCUCGCUAACACAACGAAUGUGCAACGUCGAAUGGAACGUAUUCGACUUCUUUGCAAAUCUUCAUUGGAUCCUUUGAGCACGUAACUUGCUUCACGUAAUCAUUUCAAAUACACUAAAUUCUACGUUCCCAUCCAACCCACAAUCUAGGACUUGCUGUUUUAGUUGACAAACUCAAUAGUGUCCUUCAACGAUAUGCCUUACUGCAAAUUGAACACGUCCCAACUUCCAAGUGGGAAAUUUCAAGCCGACAAGAAUCCAGGAAAGCCAAAGUCUUUUUGGCUUCCCACCAGCAACGAAACCGUCCAGGUUAACUAACAAACCACCGUCGCAGAAAGAAGGAUAUGAAAGAACAAAAACCCAUUUCCUUAGUUAUAAGAUCCUGUCGUGUGCUUCACCUUUCCCCUUGAUUUUUCCAAGUUUCUUCUGGGACCAGGUUGGAGAAUUCUCCACCUCAGAAAUUUUGCUUGGUGAGGAGUCGUCUCACGCCUCCUCUCGCCAGCACAUACCCUUCUUGACUCUUUCUCUCUGCUCGCCCUCUGUUUCCCUCUCUACCUUCAAUUCCACGCCUUUAUUUACGCCCAUCCCUGAUCCCUCCCUGUUCCCAGAUUCUGCAAUCUCCACAUAGAUUCCUUCCUCCCUUUUUAGUAUCUUCAACGACCUUUCUCGGCCUUCUUGGUCUGUCAGAAUCCAGCAGAAAAGUAGCAAUCUUUGAUCUGGGUUUUCUGAGAACUUCUGGAUCCAAGAGAAUGGUUGGGGGAGCAGCAGCAGCUUUGCCGAUGGUGGGUUCGUCGGUGAUGGAUUCCCACACCACUCCUUGCCUGUGCUUAGAUUCCCUCCCUGAUUUGGCGAUUCCGAGGAGUUCUUCCAUGAAGAAGAAGCAGCAAUUGGCCGGAAGGACGGUGGAACUAGGGAGCUCUUUUGCCAUUUCCGGGAUUUGUAGCAGAAGCAGAAGUAUGGCGAGGAAGCAGCAGAGGAAAGACCAAGGGAAACUUGUAGUCGUGGCAGAGCUCGGCGGCCAGUAUGAAGACAGCUUCGAGGACGUUAAAACGCAAAUAAUGAACUACUUCACGUACAAGGCAGUGAGGACGGUUAUGAACCAGCUGUAUGAGAUGAAUCCAACUCAUUACCGAUGGUUUUACGAUUUUGUGGUCACGAACAAGCCUGGAACUGGGAAGCAUUUCAUCCGUACCUUAGCCAAAGAGAGGCAGGACCUUGCUGAGAGGGUAAUGGUGACGAGGCUUCACCUGUAUGGAAAAUGGAUUAAGAAAUGCAACCAUGCAGAGAUGUACCAAGAGAUUUCAGACGAGAACUUAGCGCUAAUGCGUGAACGGCUCCUGGAGACUGUGAUAUGGCCAUCGGACGAUACCAACACGGAGAAGAUUGGCUGAAUCGAGUAGCUGCUGCUGGAAGAGAUCUACACCGGAAAAGGAUAAAAGGGAAUUCCAGAUGAAUUUUGCUUUGCUUCUUCUUUGUCACUUCGUAGCUCAGGGACUUCAGACUCGUCAAUGGAAUUUAUUGGCUUUCCUUGGUUGAUCUUUAUAUAUGAUCCAAGGUGAAAAGAAACUGUCACAAAAAAAGAAGAUAUUAUGUAGCUUGUAUAAUGUAAGAACCUUCUGUGUAUAUAAUGAUACAAGUCAAGCAUCAAUCAUUGGUGAGAUGGUUACCUUUCUUUCCAAGCAAAGAUGUGGCAAUCUCUUAUGAAGCAGAGCUGUAAAGGGGAAGAGACCCGCAAUAAGUACAAUGCCCUGCUUCGCACAUAUAGCAUGUACCAAAGUUAAUCUCUGAUUAUUGUUGAUAAUGAAUGCUUUUGAUUUGAUCCACGGCUCCGACACAACCCUGUGUACUAUAAACUACAACACUAGGGAACAUAUGCAGCAACUAGUAGGAAAAUAUGCAAGAGAAAUCCUGAAAUUUUGCAUCAACUUUCUCUAAGCAAGCAUUUUACAGUGCCAUGCAAACUGAUGGCAGAUAAUGUACAAAAUACAACAGGAAUCCUCUGACAUAGUCUACUGAAUGAUGUUACAGCCAUUUGUAUGCACAAUUUGAUGUUUCAAGGGAACACUCUUGACAGUUGAACCAUCCCACAAAGUUAUAAAGGCAUCUCCUCUCACACUGCUGUAAUUGUCAAAACAGAAUGCUCUAGAGCAGUGUGGUCUGCACCUACAAAAAGCAAGAAACAGGAUCAUGCAAAUAGUUCUUCAGAUAGACAGUCACGACGAAAAGAGAAGAGAAGAUCAAGGCAUGAAUCUGGUAUUUUUCCACUUCAUCACAAUUUUUCUAGAGAGAACAACUCUACAGUUGUAUAAGUAUGACACUAACCAUGACAAAUUUCCAACAGAGAGUAUAUACUUUGGGCUUGCUUACAUUGGUAAGUGUGGAAAGUUUGGAUGAACCCUUUUUUAGGUGUUAUGGGUCACCAUACCAGAUGGUUGAAGAUGAUGGCCACAUAAACCCUUGUGUUUUGUUCAUCCAAAAUGUGGGCAGUCCACAAAAACGCACAAGAAAGAAAACUUCAACUA